CCCUCCUCUCGCGAGAGGAGGGCGGGCCAGGGCGCCAAGCGCGAAAGGGCGGCUGCGCCGAGUUUCCGGGGAAAGGAUGGAAGGCUCGUCGGAGGCAACGACGGUGGCCCGGAGGAGCGCGAACUUACCUUGGGUAGAGAAGUACCGGCCUCAGACACUUGGUGAUCUAAUUUCUCACGAGGACAUUCUGAAUACCAUACAGAAGUUUAUCAGUGAGGAUCAUUUGCCUCAUCUUCUUCUCUAUGGACCUCCAGGGACUGGCAAGACGUCUACAAUUUUAGCCUGUGCUAAACAGCUUUACAAAGGCAAAGAAUUUGGAUCAAUGGUUUUAGAGCUGAAUGCUUCUGACGACCGAGGCAUUGCUAUUGUCAGAGGGCCUAUCCUGAACUUUGCCAGUACUAGGACCAUCUUUAAGAAAGGUUUUAAGCUGGUGAUUCUGGAUGAAGCUGAUGCCAUGACGCAGGAUGCCCAGAAUGCGCUCAGACGUGUGAUUGAGAAAUUCACCGAGAACACCCGAUUUUGCUUGAUCUGCAAUUAUCUCUCCAAAAUAAUCCCAGCUCUACAAUCCCGAUGCACCAGAUUCCGCUUUGGCCCUUUGACACCAGAACUCAUGAUUCCUCGGUUGAAGUUUGUUACUGAGCAGGAGAACACUGAUGUUAGUGAUGACGGAAUGAAGGCCUUGGUGACCCUGUCCAAUGGUGAUAUGCGCAGAUCUCUGAACAUCUUGCAGAGCACUUACAUGGCCUUUGGAAAAGUGACCGAAGAGAGUGUUUACACUUGCACUGGGCAGCCGCUCAAGUCUGACAUUGCCAACAUCUUGGACUGGAUGCUGAAUCUAGACUUCACUACUGCCUAUCACAAUAUCCUGGAACUGAAGACCUUGAAGGGCUUGGCUCUACAAGACAUCCUAACAGAAAUUCACCUGUUUGUUCAUCGAGUUGACUUCCCAACGUCUGCUCGGAUCCAGCUGCUGAUCAAGAUGGCAGAUGUGGAACACCGCCUGGCUGCAGGGACAAAUGAGAAGAUCCAGCUGGGCUCCCUUGUAGCUGCCUUCCAGGUCACCAGGGACCUGAUUGUAGCUGAAGCUUAACCAAGCUACUCUUCCACGGUCCAGCCUUCAACUUGGGUACAUCUUGGUUGUCCUUAGAACUCAUCGGAACUGAUUUCCCACCGUAGGCUUAAAUUGUGAUUCUGGAUGUCCUACGAGGUGCUUCCUUGGAUCCUACGGAAGAUCUCCCCUUCUGGUCAGCUUGUCUCAGCUUCCCAGGACUUUCUGCUUUGGAAGGGUCUUUGCAUCGAUGGGUUGACACCAUCUUGGACUGUGAAUGAUUUUUCUCUCAUUUUUGACAACCGUCUUUAUGGGCCAUGUUGGAAAAGGAAGAGUUCCUUAAAGGCCUCCUGAGCUAUGAGGGAGAAACACCUGCCCCUAUCCCAAACCCAUUGUUAAUCAAGUUAAUAUACAGCACCCUUCCAAGAUUAGAGAGCUUGAUGGCAUGUAUAUAAUAACGUUUGAUUCAUUAAAAGCUCAUUGAAUUCUUUUAUUUCUACAUGAACGGUAAAGAAGGUGGCUUGCUAACUACA
Molecule: messenger RNA, 1581 nt
Organism: Candoia aspera
Lineage: Eukaryota; Metazoa; Chordata; Lepidosauria; Squamata; Candoiidae
Gene: RFC5
Product: replication factor C subunit 5
Exons: 11
Coding region: 77-1090 (337 amino acids)
Biological process (GO): DNA-templated DNA replication; DNA repair
Cellular component (GO): nucleus; DNA replication factor C complex
Molecular function (GO): ATP hydrolysis activity; DNA binding; DNA clamp loader activity
Source: RefSeq, a predicted model, not a curated record